This is a messenger RNA of Lachnellula hyalina, 489 nucleotides long. RefSeq lists its product as uncharacterized. Lineage: Eukaryota; Fungi; Ascomycota; Leotiomycetes; Helotiales; Lachnaceae. The transcript has 2 exons. The coding region runs from base 1 to 489 and encodes 162 amino acids. The record is from RefSeq and is a predicted model, not a curated record.
AUGUCUCAUCCACAGACCAACAGCAUCACUUUCGAUGUCAACACUCUUAACCGCUACGACACCAACAAAUCCACCACAUCCCGCGGCUCAAACGAAGUGGACCCGGAAGACGAAAAGCACGACUGGACACAAACGACCGACGAGAAAGACAGCUGGGCCAGCCGGGAGCGGCGCCGCUCGAGCGUCUGGAACGGACUCGACGCGCCCGGCGUGUCCAAGAAACGCACCGAAUCCAGCACCUCCUCGAGCGCCGGCACCGAUCGUCGGGGCAGCAUCCUGAGCUUAUGGAGCAGCGGCAAAGAUAAAGACGGCAAGGAUGUCUUACAUCACGACGAUGUGGUUGUGGUUGAAGACGACCUGGCUCCUGUGCCUGCUGAGAAGAGCCCCGCGAGCCGGAGAGAUACGAGACGUGGUAGUAUAUUGAGCAUGUGGAAGCCGGGGAAGGAUGAUAAGGGGAGGUCUAUCAUUCAUCAUGCUGAUGACAAUUAA